Messenger RNA from Paramecium tetraurelia, 829 nucleotides. RefSeq lists its product as uncharacterized. The transcript has 2 exons. NCBI's taxonomy places the organism in Eukaryota, Ciliophora, Oligohymenophorea, Peniculida, Parameciidae. The record is from RefSeq and is a predicted model, not a curated record.
GAAUACUAUUCAAAAUCAACCAUCUGACCUAAAUUCAUGCUCAAACAUAACAUCACUGCCCACUCCAUGCCAUAUUUAAUUAAAAGCCCUUGAGACUCCCUUUAUAACCAAGAUCAAAAAAACCCAUUAAAAGUCAUUACAAUAGUAAUAAAAAAUAGGUGUAUAUAUUAAAUGGUGAAUAAUUCAUAAGAUACCAAUUUUAAUAAUUGUUGUCUUCCUGAAUAUUUUUCAAUUUAUAUCAAAAGAAAUUUACUUCACUUUUACUAAUGUAAUCUUUUCGAUUGAUAUAAUUAAAUUUGAAUACAGCAAUCGAAGGAAAAGACUGGAACAAAUUGUAUUCUCUUUAGUUUACUGUGAAAUAUGCAUCUAAACUUAGUAUUAGUUUAAAUAACGAUGAUAUAAAAGGUUCAUUAAAAUUACAAUUAUAGAAAUCUGUAUUAACUAUUCAAAGGAAAUCUAACAUUCUAGUGGAAUAUUUAACUUGGUAUGAUAAAAAAGAAAAUCAUAAGAGUUUGUUCUAUGAUGAACAGUAAUUAAGGACUUCUAGAGAAUUAAUUAAUUCUUUUUUUAUAAUUAGACUAUUACUUAAUACAACAUGUUGAUUCAAACAGUACACAUUAAAUAAAUUUUAUUCUAACUUGACAUUUGUUUGUAGACUUAGACUAAUUAAAUUAAUUUAUUUGAUAAAAAUAUUAAAUUAUUAAAUGAAUAUAUCUAAUCAAAUGAUAAAACGACUUAUAGCUUUUAAGAAUAGUUAAGGUUGUAGUUGAAAAUUAAGAAUAAGAAAUGAGAUUAUUCAAAAAUUAUAUUUAUAAAGAUUGAGCUUUAA